GUUUAUAGAUGUGCUCUUUUAUGUUCAUUUAUGUUUUGAAGUGCAGAAAUUCGUCUCCAUCAUCUUUCAUAUCUGAUAUUAUUAUUAGUAUAUAAAAGUUUUUACUUAAAAUACAGUGCAAUGUCGGACAUUGACGCAAAAGUCAAUAUGUCUCUUGAUGAGAUCAUAAAGUUGGACAAGAAGAAAAAAAAGAGUGGCGUAGCCAGUGUAAAAGGAGGAGUGAAGAAAUCUCGCGGUUUGAAACCAGGAAUCCAGGGCGGCAAUCAAAGACCGAAAAAACAAAAUCAAUCUCAAUUUAAAAAAAUCAUGUCGUGGAGACAGGGAACCACGAAGCUUCGUGGAGGUUUUGUGAGAAAAAGAUACAACAAAAAAGGUGGAAUCGUUAGAAGUCGCAGUAGCUUAAAUUUGAAUCGGAAUUUCAAAACAUAUACCAGAGAAGCAUUUUCUGUGAACCGAGGAUUUGGGCCCAAGAGAAGAGCUGUAGGCAACAGACUUGCAUUGAAUCGCAACAAGAGUCAAAUAAAUCCAUCUUUUGGACACGGCGGAUUUUUCAUCAAUCGAAGUACUCUUAAAGGCAAUUCCAAUAGUAUGUCUAAUUUAAGAGAUCCUAAUUCGGUUUACAAUAGAUUGGGAUAUCAAAGUCCAGCACAAAUUGCUUAUCGCAACAGAGUCAAAAGGGCUAAACAACUUCUACUGCAGCGACAAAAUCAGAGAAUGAAUUUACAAAACGCAAUCGGGAUGGCAGGAGGUGUGAAAUCUUUGAGAUCUCUUCAACAAAGAGCGUUAGAGCGCCGACAACAAAUUUUAACGUCCCAAAAUCGAUUUAACAUUGGUGGACUAAGAUCAGAUCAGAUAGUACGAGCACAAAGGCGACAGCAGUAUGAACAAAAACUGUUAAGACUUAAUUCUACUCAGAUGAACGCCAAUUCAAACGUGAAUUUCACUUGUACGUUGGGUUCUCCAUUUUCUCAUGAAAUCGGACAGCAACCUUUAAGUCUAUCUCAAAGACAAAACAGUGAAAAUAUUGGUAACCCUCAUCAAUUAUCAAGAGGAAGAUCAACUUUUCGGCAGAGUAUGCAAAAUCUGAAUGUGCUUGGUCGAAAUCAAUCCUUCACUCAACAAAGGCGAUCCAGAUCCCGCUCAAGAUCCCGCAAUCGCAGCAUACUGAGUUUGGAGUCGUCUCUAAACAUGGAUGACAGAAGUUUUAGUGAAGUCAUGUACAGCCUAUCUGGAAAUCUUGGCGUAACUGGCAGAACCCUCAAUGAUCGAUUCAGUUUUUAAGUUAUUAUUUUUUUUACAGAAUUUUGAAUUAAUAUUUUUAGAGACUGUUAAAGUUACGAAAAUAUUUUUAAAAAAGUGAAUUAAUUUUCAGUUUUGUCUUUGUAGUAUUUAAAACUAAAUAUAUAUACAAUGGCAGUUUUUCCUGUUACUAUUUCUCACACUAAUUUUAUAAAACAUUUCAGUUCAGAAAUUUAGAGCUUUAGACAGUAACUUAGAAUUCAUACUUUGGUUUGUGGCAAACCAAAAACUCUAUUGAAUGUUAGGCGUAAAGAAGUACAAUUCUCAGAAGAAUUUUGUCUCUAAUCUAAUGUAAAGUAGAAGGUUAAAUCUUAAAUUAAGCUGCACUACUACGAAAAUGUCGAUUUUUCAUCGAUUCAACGCUAAAUGUGUUUUUUCACUCACAUGCAAAUCUCUCAAGGUUGCGAAAAUUCUUUCUUUAAAUGUAAAAAAAUAGAAAAGUAAAUAUUUCACGUAUAUUACAACCAAACAACCUACAUUUGUAUACUAGGAAUACUUUGUAUAAUAUUUAUAUAUUAUAAUUCUUUUAUUAAUAUAAAGCUAACACUCAAUAAAUCGGAAUUUAUUCAAUUCCACAAAAAGCUAUUGAAACAUUGAAGAACAGACGUUUUAAUAUUUUUUAACAUUUUAUGAAUUAAAGUCAGGCCUACAGAAUUUUUGAAUUACAGAAAAUUCGAUAUUCUUCAGUUUUAAAUUAUACAGGAAAUUUUUUUUAAAUAUAUGUUAUUAUUUUUUUAAACAAAAAAUAUUUACCUUCAUGUUUUGUUUUUUAGUUAAAUAGUAAAUAUUUUCUUAAGUUUAUCUUUUAAUUAAUGAAACAUGUAAGACUAUUUAGCAACAACUUUUUCCAUUUUCGAAUUAAAAUUUUUUUAAAUAGAACGUAUAGCUUUCUAGAGAUUCAAUUUGUUGAGAUUUAACAAAAUCGUUGUUAACGAAACUUGGAAGUAAUAAGAUUAAGAAAUAAACAAUUUAUUACAAAUCUUUUUUUACAGUGCAGCAUAACAAUGUAAAAGUACAAUUCUUUUCUUACAUUAUUUCUAAGAACUUUAAAACUUUAAGUUAUGUGUAAUAUAUUAUACGCUUGUCACUUAUAAAUAUAUAAUAAAUAUUUUUGUGGACAUUAUAUGAUUUUCAAAUUUCAAACAUUAACAUAAGAACGUUUAAACGAUAAAAAAAAGUCAGCUUUCUAGUUUUGAGAAAUUAUAUGUUUAAUAAAAAAAUGCGUUUUUCUAAAUUGAGUUUUUACUAUAUUAACAUUAUAACAGAUUAGUCUGUCAACUAGUCGGAACUGAGACUAUGAAAGCGUCUAAUGACUGAAUAGUAGUAAGGUUGAUGUACCAGUGGUUUACUAAUUAAAAUUCUUUUUUUUCUAAUUUUUUUUUAAAGAUGAACUUUAGGUGUUUUUUACAUAAAAAAAUAAAGAAGUCUUCAUUGUCGCA
This is a messenger RNA of Leptopilina heterotoma, 2738 nucleotides long. RefSeq lists its product as uncharacterized. The record is from RefSeq and is a predicted model, not a curated record. Bases 121 to 1281 code for a protein of 386 amino acids. The transcript has 5 exons. Lineage: Eukaryota; Metazoa; Arthropoda; Insecta; Hymenoptera; Figitidae.